Rhodotorula toruloides NP11 is the source of this 2133-nucleotide messenger RNA. RefSeq names its product ras-like GTP-binding protein RYL2. The record is from RefSeq and is a predicted model, not a curated record. The transcript has 3 exons. Bases 1 to 2133 code for a protein of 710 amino acids. Lineage: Eukaryota; Fungi; Basidiomycota; Microbotryomycetes; Sporidiobolales; Sporidiobolaceae. Gene Ontology annotation, molecular function: GTP binding; GTPase activity.
AUGGCCGCCGUCGUCAGCCCCCUUCCCUCGCCGCCGCUUCCUUCGUCCCCAGAGUCGCUCUCGUCCGGCUCGUCGAACUCGUGUCCGCCUCUGCCACCGCCCGCUGCGCCUUUCCCCACCUACACCAGCUUCGACAGCCCCAAGACAAAGGCGUUCCCGCCACACUGGUCGGCGCCGACUGCCUCGCCAGCGGGUUCAACCUCGUCGAGACGGCACGGCAGGACGAGUCACCGUACAGCGCAGUCGAUGAGCCAGCCGCGCGAACCGUCAUCCUUCCUCGCGAACGAAGAGGCGCACGAAGAACCGGCAACGAGCUCGCCUCCGACGACGCGCCGAACCCACCGUUCUUCUCAGUCCGUCAGCCCGUCGCCGAUCUCGAGAACACCGUCGGCUGAAGAAGUCAACUCUGACGAGACGCCGAAACGUGUCCCGCCUCGACGUUCGAGAACGCUCUCGUUCUCGGCUGCGCAGCAGGCGUUCGUGCCGGCUCGACCAAGGCUCUCGCAUGGUGUCGGAAGUGCGGGAGCGUUCCCCUUUCCUCGGCUCGAGGAAGGGAAAGUCGCUUCGUCCGUUGCGCUCGACCGCACAUCGUCCACGGGCUCGUCAUCUUCGGUCGUCGUGCGGCCGCCACGGCGAUCCCGGACAACGCUGUCGACGCGGACGGUCCCGACUUCGCAACGGCCGGCUCGACCAGGUGCAGCGACCGACUACUUGGAGGCGAAGGUGGUGAUUGUCGGAAGUCAAGGCGUCGGCAAGACCUCGCUCAUUCACCGCUCGACAACCGGCAAAUUCAACCAUUCCCUCUCCUCCACCAUGGGCGCCGGCUUCUUGACCAAGAAGCUCACCAUCGCCGACACCAAGGUCCACUUCCAGCUGUGGGACACGGCGGGAGGCGAACGAUUCCGGAGUUUGGCCAAGUUGUAUUAUCGAGGCGCGCUGGCCGCCAUCCUCGUCUACGACGUGACCGACGAGUCGAGUCUACAGGACCUCAAGUUUUGGCUGCAAGAGCUCCGGAAGAACAUGUCGGAGGACCUCAUCAUCCUCGUCGUCGGCACGAAAGCCGAUCUCGCAGGCUCCUAUCCUACCAUCCCUCUCGCCGACGCCCAGCGCUACGUCGCACUCUGCAUGCACGAGCUCGGCGAAUCUUCGCCCGACUCGACUACCUCCUCUACUCCCGCUCGAUCGCGCGAAGCUACGCCUGUCGCUCGACCACCACAAGUCCGCAACUCGUUUCCUUCUCAGCCUCUUCCGACUCGUACUCGUACCUACUCCUCGCCUUUACUUUCGAACGCCGAAGUCCCGACUAUCACGACCACCCCGCCCGUCUCCAACGCGAACGCUCCUCCCGCCAUGACCGCCUUCGACGACGCACUCAUCUCGUCCCGAGGACGUGCCGUCAACCGCCUUGCCCAGUCGACCGGCCCGUCCUCUCAUCCGCCCGGCCAGCCUCCGCCACCUCGCUUCAGCCAGCAUACCCGCCCCGCCUCGCUCAGCUCGUCCAUGACCCUGCCCGACCUAAGCGCGUACACUCUCUCCGGUCUCGUAAGCCAACCCUCCGCCGCGCACGACAGCCUGACCAUGGUUCGAUCCGGCUCGGCAGGCGCUUCUGCGACCAGUACCUCUCCGACUUCCUCCUCCGGCUCUCCAACCGCCAACGGCUCGCAGAUCAGUCAGAACGCCGGCAUAUCGCAUAGCACGUCCGCGUUUGGGCUGAUGAGCUUUGGCUCGUCGCUCGGAGACUUGGUGGGCGCUUCGGCGCUCUCGUCACGCCGCAAAUUGCAGCAAGACGACCUGCACCGUUUCCUCCAAUGGCCCGCGUCGUCCGCCCUUCCCCCGCCUUCGUCAUCGUCAACGAGCCUCGCCGCGUCCCGCGAAGCCCGCGCGCUCGAGUCGGCCCGUAUCCAGCAAAUCGUCGACGACUGCCCGAUCGAAGUCGUCGAAGUGAGCGCCAAGGACGGCUUCGGUAUCGAGGAAUGUUUCUGGACGAUCGCAGAGCGACUCAUCGAGCGGAAGGAGGAGAUUGAGCGCAGGAGAGUGCUGAGGAGUAGGGAUAGCAUUGUCUUGCGGGAGGACGACGCGGCUGCAGUAGCUGCAGCAGGUGUGAAGGGCGGAGCGGGCGCCUGCGCGUGCUAG